AUGCCUAAGCGCACCACCACCACCGCCGCCGCCUCCCCCGAGGACGUCGAGGCCGGGCGGGCGCCGACCCCGGAGGAGCAGCAGCGGGUGUCGACGAUGACGCGGCACCCGUCGUCUCUCGGGGCCGACAACCCGAUCGAGCACCACUACAGCAGGCGGUCGGCACGAGCAGCAGCAGGCGGCGACGACGACGACGGGCAAGAGGAAGAGGAAGAGGAGGACGAGUCCGUGUACGACCGGCUGGCGCCGCGGCGCAAGAUGCUGGUGGUGGCGCUGCUGUCGUUCUGCUCGUUCCUGGCGCCCGUGUCGAGCACGUCGGUGCUGGCGGCGACGCCUGAGGUUGCGGCUGAGUACGGUAGCACGGGGACUGUCAUCAACGCGUCUAAUGCUGUGUACAUGCUUAUGAUGGGGUUGUCGCCUAUUGUGUGGGGGCCGCUGAGUGAGGUUUAUGGGAGGAAGUUGAUAAGCCAGAUCGUGGCCGUGCUGUUCUUUGGGUGCAGCAUUGGGACGGCACUCGCUCCGAACUUGGCGGCCUUCUUCAUCUUCAGGGCCUUGACUGCCUUCGAAGGGACGGCCUUCAUCCUCGUCGGCUCAGCAUGCCUAGCAAUACGGAUGCUCACCCACUGCUCCCACACCAGUGAUAUAUACCGCCCCGUCGAGCGCGCCACGGCCAUGGGCUGGUUCCUCAGCGGCACGCUGAUCGGGCCGGCCUUCGGGCCCUUCCUCGGCGGGAUCAUCGUGACGUACGCGUCGUGGCGGGACAUCUUCUGGCUGCAGACGGCGCUGUCGGGGGUGGCGGCCGUGGGGACGCUCGCGCUGCUGCCGGAGACGAUCCACCACCGCAAGAUCGACGACCUGGCGGGCCACUCGGCGCGGCAGCGGGCCGGCAUCCUGUGGGGGAUGAUCAACCCGAUGCGCGUGCUGCGGCUGUACCGGUACCCGAACCUGAUCAUGGCUGGGCUGGCGUCGUCGGCCGUCGUCUGGAACAUGUACAGCCUCCUGACGCCGAUCCGCUACGUGCUCAACCCGCGCUUCAACCUCACCACCCCGAUGCAGGGCGGCCUGUUCUACCUCGCGCCCGGUUGCGGCUACCUGACGGGGACGUUCAUGGGCGGCCGGUACGCGGACUACGUCGUGCGGCGGUGGAUCGUCAAGCGGGGAGGCGUCCGCGUGCCCGAGGACCGCAUGCGCUCGGCGCUGCCCUUCAUGGGCGGCGUGAUCCCGGCAUGCAUGCUCGUCUACGGCUGGAGCGUCGAGAAGGAGGUCGGCGGCAUACCGCUCCCCGUGGUCAUGCUGUUCGUUCAGGGCGUGGCGCAGCUGUUCUGCUUCCCCAGCCUCAACACGUACUGCCUGGACGUCAUGCAAGGGCGCGGCGCCGAGGUCAUCGCGGGGAACUACUUUGUGCGGUACCUGUUCGCCUGCGCCGCGACGGCGUGCGUCUUGCCGGCCGUGGAGGCCAUGGGUGUCGGCUGGUUCUCGACCAUCAGCGCGGCCUUCCUGGUUGCCGCGACGGGGUGCAUACUUGCGGCGAUCUGGUGGGGGAAGGGGUGGAGGGACAACGUGGAUCGGAAGAAGGAUCGGAAGAGGCGGGCCAAGAGGGAGAAGGAAACACCCGCGAGCGGAGCGCCGGGCCAAUUGGGCAUGGAGAUGGAACUUCGCGGCGAUGUACAUCAAUAG
Messenger RNA from Phialemonium atrogriseum, 1677 nucleotides. Its product is annotated as dityrosine transporter 1. Gene Ontology annotation, molecular function: transmembrane transporter activity. Gene Ontology annotation, biological process: transmembrane transport. Gene Ontology annotation, cellular component: plasma membrane. The transcript has 4 exons. Bases 1 to 1677 code for a protein of 558 amino acids. The record is from RefSeq and is a predicted model, not a curated record. Lineage: Eukaryota; Fungi; Ascomycota; Sordariomycetes; Cephalothecales; Cephalothecaceae.